Molecule: messenger RNA, 684 nt
Organism: Umbelopsis ramanniana AG
Lineage: Eukaryota; Fungi; Mucoromycota; Umbelopsidomycetes; Umbelopsidales; Umbelopsidaceae
Exons: 3
Coding region: 1-684 (227 amino acids)
Source: RefSeq, a predicted model, not a curated record
AUGCAAAAUUCAUGGGAAAAAAAUGAUACCUUUUACAGUGACGACAAAAUGCAGGUGCCUUAUCAGGAUGGCUAUACUACUGCCCCUACCAACACCUAUUCACCACCUGAUGCAAUGAGCAUGGCAGGAAGAAAAUCGCUUGGUGGUGCAUACUCUGUGGAUGGCAGCAUUGGUCAACUUGGCUAUGCUCCACCGUCCUUUAGCAGCCAAACAAUCUUGCCAGACGGAAGUACAUUGCCUGUAAAACCUAAUUUUCCACGUCUUUGCAUAAGAAUUUGGCAGCUCAUCGCAUCUGCAGCAACAUUUGCUUUUCAAGCUGGCGCACCUGCGUUUGCAGGAAAGGGAUUUCCGUUCGAACCAGCGCUACUUUACUUUGUAUUCGGAGUCUCCAGUGUAUCGUUUAUGUGGAGCUCCUUUUUAAUAUACGUGUACCUUACCAGGCGCUACGGGAAAGGUGGUAAGGUUAAGCGGCCGGUAUUAUGUAUUGGAGAUACCUUCAUUACUAUCUGUCUCGGUGUCGGUGUCUUUUUUGAGAUUUCAAAGUAUCCUUGCACUCCAGGGACUCUGGACGGCAUGUGUGAUAUGCUCAAUACUGGUAUCUUCUUCGGUGUAACUGUUUUCACCGUUUCCACUGUGGCUACACUGUGGGAUAUUUUUGGUUCCAUGGAGAGUAUCAGAAAUUGA